AUGGAUCGCGACAAAGUUCUAGUCUUCGGCGCUACUGGGCCUGCUGGGAUUUGCGUGUUAAGAGAGCUUCUCUCGCGGAACAUUCCUGCAUUGGCCUUUUGUCGAAAUCCCGGCAAAAUUCCAAAAGAUCUGUCUGAUCACGCACUCCUCGAGAUUCUGAAGGGAGAUAUGACCAACCGCGAGGACUUCUCCCGCGCAAUUUCUAAAUCUCGUGCUAUAAUAUCUCUACUCGGACCCAGUGCCGAUCGCCAACCUCGGAAUACUUUUGCCGACUACUAUCGAACAAUCGUUUCUUCAAUGAAGGAACAUGGCGUACACCGCUUUCUCGUUCUUGGAACAACGGCCAUCUAUCGCCACGAUGACCGCACAUCCAUUGUUCGUUCCCUCAUGAAAGCACUCAUUCAGCUGGUCGUCAACCACGCAUACCAAAAUGUCAUGGCUAUCCAAGAAUACUUCGACUCAGUUCAAGAUCCGUCGAUCGAGUGGACAGUAUAUCGUCUAGGGUGGCUCACUGGUACGAGUGAUCCAGCUGCCUGGUCUGAGGAUCGGAAGAAAGGGGAAGCCUACGCAGGACCUGUCGGAGGGCCAGGUUUCACUUCUGGAGUGAACAGAAGUAUUUUGGCCAAGUGGCUGGUCGAUACGAGUCUAGACCCGAGCGCCAAGUGGAAGCAACAGAUGCCGGCUGUCAGUAACCUGCGAAAGUAG
Exophiala spinifera is the source of this 705-nucleotide messenger RNA. RefSeq lists its product as uncharacterized. NCBI's taxonomy places the organism in Eukaryota, Fungi, Ascomycota, Eurotiomycetes, Chaetothyriales, Herpotrichiellaceae. The transcript is spliced from 2 exons. The record is from RefSeq and is a predicted model, not a curated record. Bases 1 to 705 code for a protein of 234 amino acids.